CCGCCACAUCGCAUCAUCAUUAUUCCGCCGUGCCACAGCGGAGCCCCGGCGAUCAACGGCGGAAGUAGCCAAGUGAAAGACCACGCGGGACGUGUUAUAUGGAGGUGGCCCUCAUCUUGACUUCCCAAGUUCUUGGUCUUUAUUUUGAAGACCAUUUAAUUUGACAUCCCUUGCUCCGAUAGCCUGCGACCCGCACAACCCCCUGUUUCGAAGCUCUCCUUCCUCCGGCCUACGCAUCCGGUAGACCUGUCGCCGAACUCCCGAUAGCCAAUGCUCCAUCGACGACACAAUAUAACAGGGACAUGGUUGUGUGACGUGGUCAGUCCGAUCACGAACCCCUGAGGUGACCUCGUGGCAUGCGACACUGUACCUCGAACCCCACCCCCGAAAAUACCGACUCGUACGCUGUGAAAUUGCCCGAGCAUUUCCCCAGGGCCUGCGGCUUACAUCAUAAACAAAAUCCGACAUCAUGUCUUCUAUGCGAGGACUUGUCCAGUUCAUCGCAGACCUGCGCAAUGCGCGGGCGCGGGAAUUGGAGGAGAAACGUGUGAAUAAGGAGCUGGCCAACAUCCGGCAAAAGUUCAAGGCUGGCAAUCUGAACGGCUACCAGAAGAAGAAAUAUGUCUGCAAGCUGCUUUACGUCUACAUUCAGGGCUAUGAUGUCGACUUUGGACACUUGGAGGCGGUCAAUCUCAUCUCUUCGAAUAAAUACUCCGAGAAGCAAAUCGGCUAUCUAGCCGUGACUUUGUUCUUGCACGAGGAGCACGAGCUGCUUCAUCUGGUCGUGAACAGCAUUCGGAAAGAUCUGUUGGACAACAAUGAAUUGUUCAAUUGUCUGGCGCUCCAUGCCGUGGCCAAUGUGGGUGGUCGGGAACUCGGAGAAGCAUUGGCGACCGAGGUCCACCGGCUCCUGAUCUCACCAACUUCUAAAGCGUUCGUCAAGAAAAAGGCCGCCCUCACAUUGCUCCGGCUGUACCGCAAGUACCCAGGAAUCGUGCGGAAUGAAUGGGCCGAACGUAUUAUCUCGAUCAUGGACGACCCUGAUAUGGGAGUCACCCUAUCCGUCACCUCGCUCGUUAUGGCUCUCGCCCAGGACAUGCCCGAAGAAUAUAAGGGCAGCUACGUGAAAGCGGCCCAGAGGCUGAAGCGGAUCGUGGUGGAUAAUGAUAUCGCACCCGACUAUCUUUACUACCGAGUCCCAUGCCCAUGGAUUCAGGUCAAGCUACUACGCCUACUGCAAUACUAUCCCCCCUCGCAGGACAGCCAUGUCCGCGAGAUUAUCCGAGAGUCCUUGGCGCAGAUCAUGCAGGCCGCCAUGGAAACGCCUAAAAACGUCCAGCAGAACAAUGCUCAAAAUGCCAUUCUCUUCGAAGCCAUCAACCUCCUCAUCCACCUUGACUCUGAGCAUACACUUAUGAUGCAAAUCUCCACUCGUCUGGGCAAAUACAUCCAAUCUCGCGAGACCAACGUCCGGUAUCUGGGUUUGGAUGCCUUAACCCAUUUCGCUGCUCGAGCAGAAACACUCGAUCCCAUCAAAAAGCACCAGAACAUAAUUCUGGGUUCUCUUCGAGACCGAGAUAUCAGUGUCCGUCGUAAGGGUUUGGAUCUACUGUACAGCAUGUGCGAUACCACCAAUGCGGGCCCGAUUGUUAACGAGCUACUGCGCUAUCUGCAGACCGCCGACUAUGCAAUUCGCGAAGAGAUGGUGCUGAAGGUCGCAAUUUUGACAGAGAAGUACGCCACUGACGCACAAUGGUACAUCGAUAUGACCCUGAAGCUGCUGUCACUAGCUGGUGACCACGUCAACGAGGAAGUUUGGCAGCGAGUCAUUCAGAUCGUGACGAACAAUGAAGAGCUGCAGGCUUAUGCGGCUCACACGCUACUCGGGUAUCUCAAGACCGAUUGUCAUGAGAGCUUGGUGAAGAUUGGCUGCUAUGUACUUGGCGAAUUUGGCCACCUAAUCGCUGAUAAUUCUGGAUCAAGUCCAAUUGAGCAGUUCCUCGCCCUACAGGCUAAGAUGUUCACCGGAUCCGAUAAUGCUCGGGCCAUGAUCUUGUCUUCCUUUGUCAAGUUUGUCAACUUGUUCCCUGAGAUUAAACCGCAACUAUUGCAGAUCUUCCGCCUCUAUAGCCACUCCCCGGAUUCUGAGUUGCAGCAGCGGGCAUUUGAGUAUCUCUCGCUGGCAACACUCCCCACGGACGACCUUCUUCGAACAGUCUGUGAUGAAAUGCCGCCCUUUUCUGAAAGAACCUCUAUUCUUUUGUCUCGUCUGCACCAGAAGACGGCGGGUACUAGCGAGAAGAAGACCUGGGUUGUUGGUGGUAAGGACGCCAAUGCGGACAAGCAAGAAGUCCUCAUGGCACAGAACACUGGCCUCAAGCGCACGUUUACAACUAUCGUCAACGGUACGCGCACAAGAUCCAAUGGAGGAGGAACUACCGCCACUAGUGCCGCCAGUGCUUCGGGUGAUCUGGCUGGUCUAGACUUUAGCGGCCCAUCGGCCCCUCCUCCUAACCUCGCCAGUGCCGCACACUUGACUCCAGAUUGGGACAUUGGCUACAACCGACUCUACUUUUCGCACGAGGGUGUACUCUUUGAGGAUGCCCAGAUCCAAGUCGGACUGCGGUCAGAGUACCGUGGUCACAUGGGUGUCGUGAAGAUGUACAUUUCAAACAAAUCAGCCUACGCCAUCAACUCCCUGACAACGACCAUCGAAAACCCGGCUGCACCAAACCUGAAGAUCGACACCAAGAACCUCCCCGAUUCCAGCGUUCCUGCAGCGGGGCAGACCCAGCAGACUAUCUUCUGCGCUUCGCACGGUCCCUUCUCGGAUGCCCCCACUAUCCGUAUCUCCUACCUUGCCGGUGCUCUGCAGGCAUAUACCCUGCAGCUGCCGGUUCUGAUGCACCGAUAUAUGGAGCCAUCGUCGCUCUCUGCAGAAGACUUCUUCAAGCGUUGGCGCCAGAUUGGCGGCGGCCCUCUGGAGGCACAAAAGACCUUUGGUCUGAGCGGCAAGAACAAGGUGACCAACGAGGCUUAUACUCGACAGAUGGUGGAAGGAUUCGCGUGGAAAAUACUGGAUGGCGUUGAUCCGAACCCGAAGAACAUUGUCGGUUGCGGCGUGUUCCAGUUUGAAGGGGGCAAGACGGGUUGUUUAUUGCGACUGGAGCCCAACUAUGAGAAGUCGAUGUACCGAGUUACUAUCCGCGCCACUAAAGAAGGGGUGCCGCAGGGACUGGCGCGACAGAUGGAGCAGAAACUAUCUCAGGGAACUACCAGAGAUGCUUAUGACUAGAGGGAUCUCUAUCGGCAGAUUAGGAUUGCGAGACGGAAGGGAUGGCUGGGGGAUGGGUGUGCAUAAUGUAAGCGAUGGUGAAUGGGGGCAUGCAUGUAUAUCUUUUGAAUAGCUUCCCAGCCAAAUAUCAGCGAGCGUUCAUUUGGAUGCCUCGUAUGUACUUUUGUAUAACCUCAACUGGAAGAGUGAUAUACCGUAUUGUAAAUCUAUCCAGACAUUUUUCUUUUCCACUCCCAUAGGUUGACACAUAUUUCAUGAUGCUCUAGAGACGACGCAGCGAUAUUUCUCGCUUAAUUAUGCAACCAUGAUGGCUCGUAAUCCACCAGUACGACCCUCAAUCCACCGUUCUCAAGCCCGCGACAGGUUCAAAUAACCCUAGCUUCAGACUUGGGAGGCCUGUCUCCAAAAAUGGUCGUCCCGACACGAACCUGAUCACUUCCCAGCGCAAUCGCCCCCUCAAAGUCCUGACUCAUUCCCAUACUCAACUCUAACUCCGCAUCCGCCCCGGUUAACCCCAACUCAGAAACGAUCCGAUCCCGCGUCUCGCGCAAACAAACAAAAUCCUCAUUCUCGUUCUCGGUAGUAGUAGCCUUUGACCGCGCAAUAGCACCGAUAGUCAUGACACCCUGCAAUUUAAGCCGGGGACAUUUCUCACGAAUGUGUCUCGCCAACGCCGGUGCCGCCGCGGGCUCGACACCCGCUUUAUUCUCCUCGCCAGAGGUGUUAACCUGCACGUAGAUACGCAGCCGGGAAUCGGCAUCUUUAUCCGUCUCUGCAGCUUGAGCUUCGGCUUCCAAUUCCUCAGCAUCGGGCUUGCGCUCGCCACGCCCUUUAUCCAAUAGCGUAGCCUUUUUCUCGGUAUCCACGCUCUCGACGGCCCAAAGCCCGCGUACAUCCCGUGCUAGCGUGACGCAUUUAUUCGAUUGCAAUCCACCAAUGAAAUGCCAUUUAAUAGUAGGCGGCAGCAGGCGCGAUUUCUCGAGGAGUUCUUGCAGGUAGUUUUCGCCAAAGUGGAAUUGCGCGGCGGGGGAUUUGUGCAGGGCGAGGACGUCAGAAGCGGGUUUGAGUUUAGAGACGGCGACGAGGCGGACUGGUUUUGUCGGUGUUGGGGAGUGAGUUGAUGCGGUUGCGAUGCUUUUUGUUACGGCGGCCAGGUUGGCGAGGAGGGUUGAGGUGCGCGCGGGGCUGGCGGCCAUGUCGGGUUGUGUAGUUGUGGAUGGGGUUGUCAUGGCAAUGCUGAAUUCAAAGAGGGGAAUUGUGGAUGUAGAUGUUGGAGGGAGGAAUAGUAUGGAUUGUAUAGUGUGGUGAAGGAGAGUUGGAAGUGUAGAAGGGAAAGUGGUCUCCUGGUGCAGCCGAG
Molecule: messenger RNA, 4652 nt
Organism: Penicillium brasilianum
Lineage: Eukaryota; Fungi; Ascomycota; Eurotiomycetes; Eurotiales; Aspergillaceae
Source: the annotation of a GenBank genome assembly